Messenger RNA from Cimex lectularius (bed bug), 1099 nucleotides. Its product is annotated as zwei Ig domain protein zig-8-like. Bases 92 to 904 code for a protein of 270 amino acids. Lineage: Eukaryota; Metazoa; Arthropoda; Insecta; Hemiptera; Cimicidae. The transcript is spliced from 6 exons. Gene Ontology annotation, biological process: synapse organization. Gene Ontology annotation, cellular component: neuron projection membrane. The record is from RefSeq and is a predicted model, not a curated record.
GAGCGUGGGGGUGGUUUCCAGUACGCUGUAGGGCUCUGGAGCCUUAAGACAGAUCUCGACGGCACUGCAAUACAAUUCACCGAUAUGUAACAUGCACACCAUUCUGCCCGCUCUCUGCCUCUCUGCUUUAGCAGGGAGCCUGAUUGGAUGCGGAAAAGCAGAACACUCGCCAAGCAGGCAAAUGCAACCAUAUUUUGACAUUAACACCCCUCUUAAUGUUUCUGCUCAUAUUGGUAAAUCAGCAUUUCUCACUUGCAUUGUACAUAAUGUUGGCAACAUGUCGGUUUCGUGGGUGAGACACAGAGAUAUUCACAUAUUGACUGUCGGCGCUUAUACUUACACUUCUGAUCAAAGGUUUAUGUCGUUGCACAAGAAAGAAAGCAAUGAAUGGACCCUUCAAAUAAAAUGGGUUCAAAAAAGGGAUUCUGGUAUGUACGAGUGUCAAGUCAGUUCUAUACCGGUCCAGUCCCUGUUUGUUCAACUGUCCGUAGUUGUUCCAUCUGCUGUCAUUCAUGGUACUCCAGAUGUUCAUAUUGAACACGGAAGUACAAUAAACCUAACUUGUUCUAUAAAUUAUGGAACUGAACCACCUGCAUACAUUUUUUGGUAUCACCACGAUAAGAGUGGUAAAGUCGCAGUCGUGAAUUACGACUCAGAUCGCGGAGGUAUAAGCGUCAUUACUGUUAAGGCAGAAGUGAGCACGAGCCAUCUCGUUAUACGAGGUGCAAAAGAAGCAGAUGCUGGUAAAUAUUACUGCAGCCCUUCAAAUGCUGAUGUGGCCUAUGUACACGUUCAUGUACAUUCAAGCAAAGGACCGUCAGCGAUACAAACAAGUAUGGGAACUCUCGGAAACAGUUACUUCUUCAUGGUGUUUGCAAUGGUGACUCUCACGUUGAACGCUUGAAAAAUUGUAUAAAGGACUUUUUUAAUAAAUGAAGAAGAAAAAAAAGACUUCAAUAUAAAGUGACUAUGUUGAUAUUUAUUACAACUCUUUCUCCUGAUAAAGCUUCUGUUUUUUGUUUUGUUUUUUUCAAAAACAGAUCUACUGUUGGAAAUGUUAAUGGAAUAUUUAGAUGUGAUUUGUAUUUAACUAAAAUUA